Messenger RNA from Spinacia oleracea (spinach), 1471 nucleotides. RefSeq names its product zinc finger protein JAGGED. Gene Ontology annotation, molecular function: DNA-binding transcription factor activity. Bases 233 to 982 code for a protein of 249 amino acids. The record is from RefSeq and is a predicted model, not a curated record. Lineage: Eukaryota; Viridiplantae; Streptophyta; Magnoliopsida; Caryophyllales; Amaranthaceae. The transcript is spliced from 5 exons.
CCCUUUCCUUACCCUUUUUAAAGUCACGAGACCCACCUUUUAUGUCUCUUCUUGUUCUUUCUUGCCAUGGGAGGAGAGAGAAAUUUCAGUUUGUAUUUGCAGCUGACACCCAGCUAGAGUGAACUAAGAGAAAAUUUUAAACACUUAUUUCUUCUUCUACAUCACCUUCAAACUAACAACUUGUUUCAAACUCAAACUUAAUUUGCUCCCACAUCCAUCCAUCCAUCCAUGUAUGCUUACUCUCUCCUCUUGUUGGUCAUCCCAAAUCACAUAUAAGUCAAUCCUCCCUUCGCGACAUCGCCAAGCUAGUACUCCGAGGCCAGAGGGGAGCCCAUUGGACCUGAAUCAUUUGCCGGAGGAUUACACCAGAGACGGCAAACAGGUGUAUGAAGACACUUCCACUUCUGGGCAAAAGAAAAAGAAGAACAAAGAUGAAAGUGGGAAAGUGUAUGAGUGUAGGUUUUGCUCUCUCAAGUUCUGCAAAUCUCAAGCCCUUGGUGGUCAUAUGAACCGCCAUCGCCAAGAGAGAGAGACAGAAACGCUAAACAAGGCUCGUCAACUGGUCUAUAGCUCUGAUAACCCUCCCCUUCCGGUUCCUCAUCACCAUCCACACACCCAUUUAGGGUCUUAUGUUUCACCUGGUGCAAUGUAUCACCAACAGCCACCAACUCCUCCUCCUCCUCCUCAACUGUACUCUACAAGACCAAUAAUGUAUUCCGGUGGUGGUGGCGGAUCAUCAACAUCUCUUCAGCCGCCACACCAAUUCCAUCACCAUCAGCCAUGUUUGUACACAACAACGCCACCCCAACAACGUAUGGUUCAAUCAGGGGACUACUACAUGGCACAUGGUCAUGCAUUAACCGGAUCAUCCUCCACGAACUACACUUGUAUUGGAGCACCGGUAGGCAUACCAGGGAUCGCUGGACGACCCGGUGCCCGAAACAGUCUAGACCAGGAAGAUAGGGUUACAAGACCAUAUUAGCAUUAAUUAAGAUUAGUAGCUUAGUAAUUUCAGAGGCCCAUGCAAAAAGGGUUUGGUAAGGAAAUGUGUUUUAUUAAAAAAAGAAAAAAAAUAUUUGGAAUUAAUUUUAAAUAGUUUUUCUUGAGCUCACAAACAGUUGCAAUGUCUCUCUUUCUGAAGAGGAGCAGUGGCAGAGGAGAGAGAAUAAGCGAUUGUUUGUUUGGUAGGGAUUUGGAGGUUUAUGGGAAAGAGGAAACUGGAAGAAAACCAAAAGAAACUAGAGUUUGUGUUAUUGCAGGUUAACAACCAGGCCAGUUGGAUAUCAACUGAAUGUUUCCUAUUCUAACUUCUCUUGUUAGCUGCUGUUUCUCUUUCAUUACCCCUUUUCUUUUCUUUUCUUUUUUAUUUUUUAUUUUUUAUUUUUAUUUUCUUUUGCAUGCCUAUUUUAGGAGAUACACCGUUAAUAUGUUUAAUUUACGGACUAUUUAUUUACCACAACUAUUAAUUCGA